Molecule: messenger RNA, 3007 nt
Organism: Peromyscus californicus insignis
Lineage: Eukaryota; Metazoa; Chordata; Mammalia; Rodentia; Cricetidae
Gene: Stc2
Product: stanniocalcin 2
Exons: 4
Coding region: 416-1309 (297 amino acids)
Biological process (GO): intracellular calcium ion homeostasis
Cellular component (GO): extracellular region
Molecular function (GO): hormone activity
Source: RefSeq, a predicted model, not a curated record
GGCAACUUUGUGGGGGCGCUCGCCGCGGCGCUCCGCUUCCUCCCGCUAGUAGUUGGCGCAGGCCCCGCCUCCCGGCUGUGUUGUCAAACGGGCCGGGGUCUCGGAUUGGUCCAGCCUCCGGGACAACACCUGCUCGACUCCUUCAUUCAAGUGACACCAGAGCUUCCAGGGAUAUUUGAGGCACCAUCCCUGCCAUCGCCGGGCACUCGCGGCGCUGCUAACGGCCUGGUCACAUGCUCUCCGGAGAGCUACGGGAGGGCGCUGGGUAACCUCUAUCCGAGCCGCGGCGAGGAGGAGGGAAGGGGCGAGCAAGGAGGAAGAGUGGGAGGAGGGGGAAAGCGGCGGAGGAGGAAGAGGAGGAGGAGGGGCGCACAAAGAAUCCAGGUCUCCCGGCGGGAGGGUGAUACCCAGAACCAUGUGUGCCGAGCGGCUGGGCCAGUUCGUGACCCUGGCUUUGGUGUUUGCCACCUUGGACCCGGCGCGGGGGACCGACGCCACGAACCCUCCGGAAGGUCCCCAAGACAGGGGCUCCCAGCAGAAAGGCCGCCUGUCCCUGCAGAACACAGCGGAGAUCCAGCACUGUUUGGUCAACGCCGGGGACGUGGGGUGUGGCGUGUUUGAGUGUUUCGAGAACAACUCUUGUGAAAUCUGGGGCUUGCAUGGGAUUUGCAUGACUUUUCUACACAACGCUGGAAAAUUCGACGCCCAGGGCAAGUCGUUCAUCAAGGAUGCCUUGAGGUGCAAGGCCCAUGCCCUGCGGCACAGAUUUGGCUGCAUCAGCAGGAAGUGCCCAGCAAUUAAGGAGAUGGUCUUCCAGUUGCAGAGGGAAUGCUAUCUCAAGCAUGAUCUGUGCUCGGCAGCGCAGGGGAACAUCGGUGUGAUUGUGGAGAUGAUAAAUUUCAAGGACCUCCUGCUGCAUGAGCCCUAUGUGGACCUCGUGAAUCUGCUGCUGACCUGUGGAGAAGAUGUAAAGGAGGCCGUCACCCGCAGUGUCCAGGCUCAGUGUGAGCAGAACUGGGGAGGCUUAUGCUCCAUCCUGAGUUUCUGCACCUCCAACAUACAGAGACCUCCCACCGCAGUUCCUGAGCAUCAGCCCCUGGCGGACAGGGUCCGACUCUCCAGGCCUCACCACCGGGACACAGGCCACCACCUAUCAGAAGCCAGCAGAGGCACCAAGGGUGAGCGAGGGAGCAAAAGCCACCCAAAUGCCCAUGCCCGAGGUGGAGCAGGUGGCCAGAGCGCCCAGGGACCUUCUGGAAGCAGCGAGUGGGAAGACGAACAGUCUGAGUAUUCCGAUAUCCGGAGGUGAAAUGAAAACCUGGCCACGAAAGCUUUCCUCCAGGCCGUCCAUUUUCUUACCUAUGGACAUUCCAAACAUUUACCAUUAAAGAGGGGGUAUGUCACACGCAGGAUGUGUGCGAAUUAUGGACUUCAUGCAGGUGUAUGAACAGGUGAGACGGAGACUCCAGGGCGGCAGGGUCCCAGGUGCCUGGUGGAUUGGCACCUACUUAAGCUUAUUCAAAGGAGUGCUGCCCUGAGUCCGCCUUGUAACUUUGUCCCUUUUGGUCUGUGGGAGCUAGUGGGUGGCUGAGGUGUGCUCUGUUGGGGGGAGGUCAGACGGGGAAGGGAGGGGCCACACAUGGGUGCCAGGCCCUACCCUACAGUUUCCAGUGCCAUCUGCAGGAACCAGGGCACCUGGGUUCCGGGGCAGGAGUGAGUGGGAAGUGUAGCUGUUAAGGAAGAGGAAGAACAGAGAGGAUGCUGGGGCUUAUCCAUGCUUGGUGCCAAACUGAGUUAGUGUCAUGUGUGGGACCUUGUGUUUCAGAGCUACUGGAAGGGACGUGGGGUAGUGCAUUUUCUGUGUGUCAUUUCUGAGCCAUUGUUCUGUCGGGGGGACACCUGAAGGAGUGGCCCCUGUCUGUUAAUUUUGACCACUGCUUCAGAUCUCAAUUUAACUUUUUUUUUUAAACCCAUUGACAUCUAUACGUCUGUCAUCUAAAUAAAUGGCUUUCAAACCACACAACUGGGUCACCAAAACCAGCUCAAAGGAGGAAGAAAACGAACCCCAGCCCAUCUCUGGAGGGGAAAUUGUUGUAAGUUCUAGUUUAAAAAGAGCUGAAAUAGCACUAUCCCCACGUGGGCUUCUACCGCCUGGAACAGACGGAUACCUAGAGGGAAAAGCACAUACCAGGGGUCCUUUCCUUAGACAGCCAGCCCCUAGAAUUGUACUGUCUCGACUUGACCUCAGCCAAGUCCUAUGGGACUGCACAUUGAAUCCGUGUGGCCAAGUUGAAAACCAGCCUCUGCAUGCCAGAAAGAGAGAAAGGCAUGGAGACCACUAAGGAAAUUGCCUUUGGGGAAUGCCACCCUCUGCAUACUUGGGCAAAUAGCUUUACUCUCUAAGAGACAGGGCCUUCCACAGCCAAAGCAGAAAUUCAGCAACAAGGACCGAAGUGGGUGGACGAAAGGAAGGCCAAAGGGGUGAGAAGGGACUUGUGGCAGCAACGGCACUAAGAUCUUCCUCGGGCUGUCACAGUUUCUGCUUUUGCAGCCAGCACACACAGCAGCCAGUGCCGUAGGAGUACGGGGUAUCCUGGACCGGGUCUCUAGAGCAAGGCUCAGCCAGCUUUUUCUAGGAAGGGCCAAAUAGUAACUAGAGAGUCUCAGUUCGGCAAGCCACAUGGUUUCUGCUGCUGCUAGCCAGCCCUGCCCUGACGGCACAAGCGCACCCUCGGCUGCACAACUGAAGGGCUGGGCUCUGUUCCGCCACGGUUUUCUUCAACAGGCACCCAGCUGGACUUGGCUCACAGACCGUACACAGCAUGCUCCCUGUUGUAGGGAGUGGGGAUGAAAAGCAUGCAUUCUGCCUUACCCAGCUACUCUAGUUCUCUCUGGAAGGGCCCUGAGGCCAGAGACAGCCACACUGCUCUAGCACUUCCCUGAAGUGGGCUGGUGUCUGUCUCUACAGGCAGGAUCCGAUGUCAAUCUCUCAUAGGCUAUGCUUGAA